AAUUAUCUGGCAAUCUCUCCCCGACCAAGAAGGGAAACAAGAACAUUACUUUCAGAAAUUUUCAAAACAAGAUUAUGAGUGAAGAUAAUUAAUAUCGAGUACAAAGUCAUUAAUAAAAUAAACCAAACAUGACGUCAGUCAAAGUGGCUGUAAGGGUACGCCCUUUUAACAAUCGAGAAAUACAUAGAGACUGCAAAUGUAUAAUUAAUAUGACUGGAAAUACUACAACCAUUACUAAUCCAAAAGCUCCUGCUAAUACCAAAGAAGCCAUCAAAAGCUUUAAUUAUGAUUAUUCAUACCUAUCCAUUGAUAAUACACAUCCUGAAUUUGCUUCACAAGAGAUUGUUUACAAAGAUAUUGGUGAAGAGAUGCUUCUUCAUGCAUUUGAAGGUUACAAUGUUUGCAUAUUUGCAUAUGGACAAACAGGAGCUGGCAAGAGUUACACAAUGAUGGGAAAACAAGAAGAAGGUCAAGAAGGAAUUAUACCUCACAUAUGCAAAGAUCUUUUUAGGAAAAUUAAAGAUUCUAACAACAAUGAUACACUUUAUUCUGUUGAAGUAAGCUACAUGGAAAUUUACUGUGAAAGAGUUCGUGAUUUAUUAAACCCAAAAAAUAAAAAUAAUCUUAGAGUGAGAGAACACCCUUUGCUGGGUCCUUAUGUGGAAGAUCUUUCAAAGCUUGCCGUCACUAAUUAUCAAGAUAUUCAUGAUUUAAUGGAUGAAGGAAAUAAAGCAAGGACAGUAGCAGCUACAAACAUGAAUGAAACUAGCAGCCGAUCGCAUGCUGUGUUCACUAUAAUUUUUACUCAAAGAAAACAUGAUUCAACUAGUGGCCUUACCGCUGAAAAGGUCAGCAAAAUUAGUCUUGUAGAUUUAGCUGGUAGUGAAAGAGCAGAUUCUACUGGAGCUCAAGGGACCCGCUUAAAAGAAGGAGCAAAUAUUAACAAAUCUUUGACUACAUUGGGCAAAGUGAUUUCUGCCUUGGCUGAAAUUGCUGCUACAAAGAAAAAGAAAAAAGCAGAUUUUAUCCCUUACCGAGAUUCAGCUCUAACUUGGUUAUUACGAGAAAAUUUAGGUGGUAAUUCUAAAACUGCUAUGAUUGCGGCAAUUAGUCCAGCUGAUAUAAAUUAUGAUGAAACUUUAAGCACCUUAAGGUAUGCUGAUAGGGCUAAACAAAUUGUUUGUAAAGCUGUUGUUAACGAAGAUGCUAAUGCUAAACUCAUACGUGAAUUGAAGGAUGAAAUUGAAAGGCUGAAGGCCAUGUUAAGAGCUGGUGGAAUUGAUGCAGAUGCUGUCGAUGGAAUGAACAAUUUCAAUUUGAAUUAUGAAAACAAUAAAAAUUCUCAUAAUAAGAAAAAACAAAGAACAGUUUCAAAUGGUGAGGAUGUAAUAGAACAACUACAAGAAUCUGAGAAACUGAUUGCUGAGUUAAAUGAAACCUGGGAAGAGAAGCUAAAAAAAACUGAAGCAAUUCGUUUGCAAAGAGAAGCAGUAUUUGCAGAAAUGGGUGUGGCUUUGCGAGAAGAUGGUGAUACGGUUGGAGUAUUUUCCCCUAAAAAGACUCCUCAUCUUGUUAAUUUGAAUGAAGAUCCAUUAAUGUCUGAGUGCUUAAUUUACUACAUUAAAGAUGGCAUCACUAGAGUUGGAAGACCUGAUGCUAAUGUACCACAAGACAUCAAACUUACCGGUUCCCAUAUUCUUAAUGAACAUUGUAUGUUUGAGAACUUUGGAGGUAUAGUAGCAUUGAAAGCUUGCCCAAAUUCUAUGUGCUAUGUAAAUGGUAGAGAAGUAUCAGAUGAAGCUGUCCUUCAAACUGGCUCUCGAGUUAUUCUUGGCAAAUAUCAUGUCUUUAGGUUUCAGAAUCCUGAACAAGCUCGUGAAUGUAGAAAAUCUUAUAUUGAAACUUCAAAUAACAGUAUUAUACCUAAGGAUUCUAUUUUGAACUAUUCAGGUCCGGACCCGGUAGAUUGGACAUUUGCUCAGCUAGAGUUACUUGAAAAGCAAGGUAUUGAUCUUAAAAUCGAAAUGGAAAAAAAAUUAGUUGCUCUGGAAGAACAGUAUAAAAAAGAAAAAGAAGAAGCUGAUCAAAUAUUUCAACAAGAGAAAAAAAAUUAUGAAGCAAAAAUUGAAAGUUUACAGCGACAAGUUGAAGAGCAGUCACUAAUGUCAAGUAUGUACAGUUCUUGUUGCAUUAAUGAGUUAGAGACUACUACUGAUGAAGAUAACGAUUACAUUGAACCCGUUUGGACUGAGCACCAAUAUCAGCUAGCAGAAUGGGCUUUCCAAAAAUGGAAAUAUCAUCAAUUCACUUCUUUACGUGAUGAUCUAUGGGGAAAUGCUAUAUUCUUAAAAGAAGCUAAUGCUAUUAGUGUUGAGCUGAAGAAAAAAGUUCAAUUUCAAUUUGUCUUAUUAACUGAUACUCUGUAUUCACCACUGUUACCAGACAUGUUGAAUCAUGAUGAUAUUGAAGAUGGUAUGGAUCGCCCUUACCCCCGUACCAUUGUAGCAGUUGAAGUACAAGAUACCAAAAACGGUGCUACGCAUUAUUGGACAUUAAGUAAAUUGAGACGUCGGCUGGAACUAAUGCGUAGCACAUAUAAUGAAGAUACAUCCCCUGAUUCGUCCCCUGAUGCUAAUGAUGAGUUCCUACAGUGCAUCACAGCGUGUGCUAAGCAGCGCCUAUCGGCUGGCCUCACAGUUAACAGCCUUAUACCUUCCAGAAACAGACAACGCUUAGAGCUUAUGAGAGAAAUGUACCACAAUGAAGCUGAAUUAUCACCAACUUCUCCUGAAUAUAAUGUAGAAAGCAUUACUGGUGGCGAUCCAUUUUAUGACCGUUUUCCUUGGUUUAGACUUAUUGGGAGAGCAUUUGUAUAUUUGAGUAAUCUGUUAUAUCCUGUACCAUUAAUCCAAAAAGUUGCCAUAGUCAACGAGAAGGGUGACGUGAAAGGGUACCUUAGGGUAGCUGUGCAAGCAGUUAUUGAGGAAGAAGAACCUUCAGAAGUUAAUCAUAGGGGUGUAAGGCAGUCAGCUCGAAUCAGUUUUAGUGAUGAUUUAUUUCAAAAGCAUAGAAAGGGCUCAAAAGCAGAAAAAGAAAUUAUAUCAGAAAAAGAUUUCAGUUCUUCCCAAGAACGAAUUGUUGAAGGACAAGGACCAACUCCUGAAAAUUCUGGAUUUGAAAUAGAUAUGUAUUCCAAAGAAGAAUUAAGUAAAGACAUUGAUGAAAAAUGCAACAUCCUCUCUGAAAAUGAAGAGAAGAAUUGCGACCACCCUGAUCAUCUCCAUUUGGGAAAAGAAUUCACAUUUAGAGUCACAGUUUUGCAAGCUAUAAAUAUUUCUAAAGAAUAUGCUGAUAUUUUUUGUCAGUUCAAUUUUCUUCACCGUCAUGAUGAAGCCUUCUCUACAGAACCCUUGAAAAACACUGGAAAAAGUCAUUCACCUGGGUUUUUUCAUGUUCAAAAUAUUACUGUAAAAGUUACUAAAUCCUUUUUGGAAUACAUAAAGGCACAACCUAUCGUUUUUGAGGUUUUUGGCCAUUACCAACAACAUCCACUGCACAGAGAUUCCCGUGAUUUUGUAUCGCAACAAAGCCGACAGCCUCCAAGACGUAUGUUUCCUCAAUCUAUACCUAUAUCACAACCAAUUCGUUCUCCUAAAUUUGGUGUUCUUCAAUCUCUCAGUACUACACACAUUCACGCAAGACAUGAUCUUUUGGUAUGGUUUGAAAUAUGUGAAUUAGAACCCAAUGGAGAAUAUGUUCCUUCUGUCAUUGAUCAUAAUGAUGACAGUCCUUGUAGAGGUACAUUUUUACUACACCAAGGUAUUCAGAGACGCAUUAGGAUUACUUUAGUUCAUGAACCCAUGAUUGACUUCCAGUGGAAGGAGGUGCGAGAAUUAGUUGUGGGACGGAUUAGGACUACUCCUGAAUGUGACGAUGAUGAUUCUGAUACAUCUGUUCUUUCACUUGGAAUAUUCCCGGGAGAUUAUUAUGAAAAAACUGGAGAUGACAGAAUAUUUUAUCGUUUUGAAGCUGCUUGGGAUAGCUCAUUGCACAACUCAACCUUGAUGAACCGAUCAACUCCAGGUGGAGAAAGAAUAUAUAUGACUCUCUCUGCCUACCUUGAGUUGGAAAACUGUGCACAGCCUGCAAUUAUUACAAAAGACUUAUGUCUCAUCAUUUGUGGUAGAGAUGCGAGAACAACUCCAAGGAUAUCCCCCAAUGCUCGAUCUCUACGCCAUCUAUUUUCUGGAGCUUAUAAAAAUUCUGAAGGUAACCAUGUAACUGGUGUGUAUGAAGUACUCAUGAAAAGAGCUGCAGAUUCUGGUAGCCCAGGAGUUCAGCGAAGACAGAGACGUGUGUUAGAUACCUCUUCGACUUAUGUUAGAGGGGAAGAGAAUUUACAUGGGUGGAGACCACGUGGAGAUUCUUUAAUUUUUGACCACCAGUGGGAAUUGGAAAAGAUGACUAGGUUGGAAGAUGUUGAGAGAGUUCGACACUUAUUAUUACUCAGGGAAAAACUUGGAAUUGACCACUUCAUUGGGCAUACAGCUGACAUCAGUAAAAUGGAAAAAGAUGCCUGUAAUUUAGUAGCAAAAGCCUCAAUUGAUGGAAAUAUACCAUCUUCUUUGAUACUUUCCCCAACUUCCCCUACUGUUUCUAAUCGAACUAUUAUUGACGAAUCUGUCUAUGCUCCUUGGGAAAUGACAGACAAAGAAAGGGAGCUUUCAACAAAAAUUCUCUCUCUAAUCAAUAGUCACAUUCCAUCAAAACCACCUCCCAUACCUUAUAAUAAAGAUGAGCUUACUACCCCAACAGAUGAGGUUGAUGUGAUAUCUAGAUCUUCGAGUAUACAUUCGAGCAUAGCAUCGUCUUCUUCUCAAGAGUCUUUCCUGAGAGCCUUGCAUCCAGGUGCAGGUGGUGAAGAAGAUCGUCACAUGUCUAUAACUUCCAGGUCAUCUUCAGCGCCUCCUUCCCAUCGCAACUCUGGUCGUUUCCUCUAUGUAGCAGAAGUGGAAGAGAUUAGAGUGAGCCCUGUUAUAUCUCGUAAAGGCUACCUAAAUUGUUUGGAUGACAAAACUAAAGGAUGGGUUAAGCACUGGGUCGUUGUACGUCGCCCUUAUGUUUUUAUCUAUAAAAAUGAGAAAGAUCUUGUAGAAAGAGGAAUGAUAAAUUUAGCUACAGCCCAAGUAGAAUAUAGUGAAGACCAAGAAGCUAUGCUAAAGGUUCCAAAUACUUUCUCAGUUGUGACAAAGCAUAGAGGAUUCCUUCUUCAGACAUUAGGUGAUAAGGAAGUUUAUGAAUGGCUCUAUGCAAUCAAUCCUUUGCUAGCUGGGCAAAUCAGAUCUAAAUUAUCCAGAAGGCGCCCUAUCUCAACAUCAGCAUGAAGCUCCCACUCCCACCCCAACACUUCUUCUAAUUGGAAUACUGAAAAAAAUGAAGCUAUAGGUUACAUUCCUGCAUAAGUUUGAAGCUUUAGCUAAUUCUCAUUCGGUGCUUUAUGUGUAGUUGUAUAGCAUAUAUUAAACUCAUAUUAGAUGUGUUUAUUAUACCUCACUUUCUCUAUAAUGAAUUAAAAAUUUUAAAUCUGAGAUGCAUUCUGGUAUCAUUUAUGCAGUUGAAAGAGGUCUAGGAUUAAAAUUUUUAUGCGAAUUAUAUCUGUGCAAAUUUUUAUUGUCAUUUAACAAUUUAUAAUAGUUUGAAACUUGAUAUCGAUGAUUUAAACAUGAGAGAGAAAAGAACUUAUAAUUUUAAUACAAAUUUUGCCAGUUCUAGAAACUUAACAAAAAAGUAAAAGAUUCAAAAGUAUUAAUUAAUUUUACAUUGAAUAGGAUUUCUGAGGGAUAUAUAUUAAAUUGGGAGCAUUUUGCAUUACAUUUUCGAACACCCUGUGUAACAAUUUUCAAAUUUUCUGUUUUAACUGUUUGCAAAAUAAAUCCAAAAACCUCUAUAACAUUGUUAGCAGUAACUAAAUGAAUUGUGAUUUUUUUUUUAUGCUUUAAACUUUGAACAAAGUAAAUUUUUAUUUUACAAAAGAAUAGAGAAAGUGAAAUAUAAAUAAACACAUCCACUGUUACUGGGGAAAAAUGGUUCCUUGCCUUUACCUUUACUGGCAUAAUGUAAAAUAUAUAAACUAGUCAUUAAAAACAUGGACACUUUUAUGAAAGACAUUUAAUAAAAUUCACUAAAUUUUACUUAAUCGGUGUUUGAAAAAUGAGUAGUAAUGUAUCAAGCUAUAGCUCUGGGUA
Molecule: messenger RNA, 6245 nt
Organism: Parasteatoda tepidariorum (common house spider)
Lineage: Eukaryota; Metazoa; Arthropoda; Arachnida; Araneae; Theridiidae
Source: RefSeq, a predicted model, not a curated record